Messenger RNA from Trichobilharzia szidati, 2292 nucleotides. Lineage: Eukaryota; Metazoa; Platyhelminthes; Trematoda; Strigeidida; Schistosomatidae. The record is from the annotation of a GenBank genome assembly.
AUGAUGAUGACGGAGAAGAAAGCAGUUGAGGACUCAGGAGUCCCUAAAAACAAAAAAGCGAAAAUUGCUAGAGUUAAAAAUAAAAUGCCAGCAGCCGUGCAAAUAACUGCAGAGCAGCUUCUUAGAGAGGCUAAAGAAAGAGAAUUAGAAGUUACGCCUAAAGCACCACAGCAAAAGAUUACAAGUCUUUCUGAGUUACGCGACUUCCAGCUGCGUAAACGCAAGGAUUAUGAAGAUAACAUCAGGAAGAACAGGUUGGCUAUGCAGAAUUGGAUUAAAUAUGCGAAAUUCGAGGAAUCUCAGGGUGAAUUACAACGGGCUCGUUCAGUUUUCGAACGAGCUUUAGAUGUGGAUUACCGAAAUAUAGGUCUUUGGUUGAAAUAUGCUGAAAUGGAAAUGCGACAUAAACAAGUGAAUCAUGCACGUAAUUUAUGGGAUCGAGCUGUAACUUUAAUGCCUCGAGCCAAUCAAUUCUGGUAUAAAUAUACAUAUAUGGAGGAGACAUUAGGGAAUAUUGCUGGUGCAAGACAAAUAUUUGAAAGGUGGAUGGAAUGGCAACCAGAAGAACAAGCUUGGCAUGCCUAUAUCAACUUUGAACUACGCUAUAAGGAAAUGGAUAGAGCGCUUCAUCCUGAGCCAAGAAACUGGAUUAAAUAUUCAAAGUUUGAAGAGAGAAAUGGUUUUAUAAAUUCAGCCCGACAGGUAUUUGAGAGAGCUGUAGAAUUUUUUGGAACAGAUAAUCCACAAGCGCGGCUACUGAUUGAUUUCGCUCGGUUUGAAGAACGUCAAAAAGAGUAUGAACGUGCACGGGUCAUUUACAAGUAUUCCCUAGAAAAUCUACCAAAAGAAGAUUGCCAAGAAAUUUACAAAGCCUAUACACUUCAUGAAAAGAAAUAUGGUGAUCGUUUAGCUAUCGAAGAUGUUAUUUUGAGUAAAAGGAAAUUUCAGUAUGAGGAAGAAGUUCUAGCUAAUCCACAUAAUUAUGAUGUAUGGUUUGAUUAUGUUCGGUUAAUGGAAGAAGAAAGUUCAGUUGAACAAACAAGAGAAAUAUAUGAACGUGCUAUUGCCAAUGUACCUCCAAUCAAAGAAAAACGAUAUUGGAGACGGUAUAUUUAUCUUUGGUUAAAUUAUGCACUUUACGAGGAGUUGACUGCAGCUGAUAUGGAGCGAACGCGUCAAGUCUAUCGAUUCUGCUUGAAAUUAAUACCGCACAGACGUUUCACAUUCGCUAAAAUGUGGUUAUAUGCAGCUAAAUUUGAAAUACGUCAGAAAAAACUAACGGAUGCUAGAAAAUUAUUGGGUACAGCAUUGGGUAUGUGUCCAAAGGAUAAACUAUUUCGUGGUUAUAUUGAAUUGGAGAUUCAACUCAGAGAAUUUGAUAGAUGUCGUAAAUUGUAUGAAAAAUUCUUGGAAUUCUCUCCUGAAAAUUGUACUACAUGGAUGCGGUAUGCAGAAUUAGAAAGUCUCCUUGGUGAAACAGAUCGUGCACGCGCUAUCUAUGAACUAGCAAUCAAUAGACCUUUGUUAGAUAUGCCAGAAUUAUUAUGGAAGGCGUAUAUUGACUUUGAAAUUGAACAGUAUGAUUGGGAACGAGCUCGUUCACUUUAUCGACGAUUAUUAAGUCGAACAAAACAUGUUAAAGUAUGGUUAAGUCUUGCCAACUUUGAAUUAUGUGCAUUGAACAAACUGACAGCCGACGAUUUAGACGAUGAAGAUUUAGAGCAUUUGAAAAAUGUUGAAUUGAACAAAGAAACAUUACUACAAGAACACAAUGAAAAUGAGAUUAAAAAGGCAAUAGAACGUUCACGGAAAGUAUACCAAGAAGCAAAUAAAGCCUUGAAGUAUAUAGAGGAUAAAGAACAACGCGUUCGUCUGCUUGAAGCUUGGAAAGAAUUUGAGUACGAAUAUGGAACUGAGAAAACGCAACAAGAUGUUGACAAGUUACAACCACAAAAAGUUGUGCGCAGUCGUCGGCUUGGUGAUGAACGCAGUGGUUGGGAAGAAUACAUUGAGUAUUCAUUCCCUGAUACCGACGCAGAAAAACCAAAUCAAAAACUACUUACAAUGGCUGCAAGAUGGGCGGAACAGAUGGAGAGGAAAAAAGCCGCUGCAGCAGCCGAAGGCAAAGAGGAUGAUUCUAGUGAAGAAUCUGAAGAAGAGGAGGAGGACGAAGAAGAAGAGGAUGACGAAUUACAAGGUGAUGAAGAUGAUAAUCGCAUUCCUGAAAGAGAACCGACAUGGUUUGAACGCAAGAAUAUGGAGGAGAUUGAAAUCGACGAAGACAGUGAUUAA